Molecule: messenger RNA, 1187 nt
Organism: Hordeum vulgare subsp. vulgare (domesticated barley)
Lineage: Eukaryota; Viridiplantae; Streptophyta; Magnoliopsida; Poales; Poaceae
Product: putative glycine-rich cell wall structural protein 1
Exons: 1
Coding region: 38-919 (293 amino acids)
Source: RefSeq, a predicted model, not a curated record
GCACCCAACUCGUCCUACUCUAGCCAGCUCACGAACAAUGGCUACCACCACCAAGCUUGCAGCUCUUGGCUUUGUUGUCCUUGUGAGCAUUGGAUUUGCCGAUGCUGCAAGGAUGCUCGCUAGCUCCUCCAGUUCCUCAGGUGGUGGUGGUGGCGGGGGAGGCGGCGGCGGUGCGUCUGGUGGAAGUGGAUAUGGUGAAGGGUCUGGGUCUGGUGGAGGCUUAGGAUAUGGUGAGAGUGGUGGAGAUUUGGGUAACAAGUGGAACUUUGCCAAGGGAUUUGGUGGAGGGGGAGGAGCUGGUGGUGGCGGAGGAUCAAAGGGUGGAUCUGGGUCUGGUUCCGGAUCCGGCUAUGGCUCUGGUAGCGGUCUGAGUGGCUCUGCGUUAGCCCCAAGCGGCAAUGGUUAUGCCAAUGCUGAUGGUAUGGGAGGGGGCGGCGGCGAAGGUGGCGGUGCAAAUGGGACUAGUGGAACCGGAGUUGGAUCUGGCCUUGGCAAGGGAUAUGGUGAGAGUGGUGUGUCAAUCGCACCGGCUCCUGUUGCCGGUGGUGACGGUACCAGCUACUCUGAUGCUAGCGGUAGUGGUAAUGGUGGUGGCGGCGGAAACAACGGAAAUGGAGGUGGUGUGGGCACUGGCGCUGGACAAGCCGGCAGCGAUGACACUUCUGGAGGCUUUGCGAAUGGAGGAGGAAGUGGCAAUGGUGGUGGCGCGACUGGAGGUGCCGCUGAUGGCCCAAGCAUUGGAGUUGGAUCUGGUGUUGGGUCUGGCGCCGCUCAGACAGGUAGCACCGGCUCUUAUGGCCAAGGCUAUGCCACGGGAAAUGGUGGUGGCCUGGGUGGCGGCACUGGUGAGAGCCAGAAUGGAGGAAGUGGCAGUGGUGGAGGCAAUGGAUCCGGAUCUGGUGGUGGAGGAUACCACUAAAUUAUCCCUUGCUGAGCAAGCUAGAACUGGACAUCGAUAUGCAUUUUAGUUUCAAUCAUUGUACUAGCAUUUCACAUCAAAGGACACAUGGCAUGCAUGGAAGGGACGAUCUUGAGCGUCGUUGGAAGGAACUAAAUAUCAUUUCUUGUAUUAGCAUUUAACUCAUAUACAUGUUCAGGCAGGUUUGCAGCAAUAUAAAUAAUAAUAAUGUGAAGGAGUACCUCAUUUGUAGCCUUUUGUAUCUCAAAUAGUCGAUUGCUUGAUUCCA